AUGCCUGAAAAUGGGGGUGAAACUGUUGCCUCACCAAGCAGUACACUGCACUGUUGUGAAUUAGAGUGCGAUGUUAAGAUUUCUUCAACAUGUUCGACGCAACAACGAGGGUCUAUUUCUUCGAAAAACGCUGUAGUAACGCUCGGAAGAAAUUUGAGAAGGUCGGGUUUGAAGCAUGUGUCAUAUCUUCUUCAAAAUUGUACAGUUCAUGGGAAGAUGGUCAGAAAGGGCUGUGGAUCUGUAGAAAUUCCAUCAAAACAAUUGGCGCUCCUUUAUGAGAGAGGAAAUUGGAGCAAAUAUUUUUUUGAUAGAAAUUCCGUAGAAGAAAUAAGACAACUAAGAAGUUUUUCUUCUUCGUUUUACUUCGCAGAAUCAAUGAACGAACAGGUUAUGAUAAUGAUUGUAAUUUUUUUUAAUGAUAGGCUGCGCGGUUUUGCAACAGAUGAUCGUCUUUUAUCACCGUCUACAUCCGGUCCUAAGAAAGCAGAAUCUGUUUUGGAGCUCACAGCUGAACAGAAAGCUGUUGUGAGGUCAGUCAUUGGAGGAAAAAAGAAUGUAUUCUUUACUGGUAGUGCUGGGACCGGGAAAUCGCUGGUAUUGAGAAGGAUAAUUGAAUUACUUCCAGCGGCUACUACAUUUGUUACUGCUUCAACUGGAGUGGCAGCGUGUUUUAUUGGCGGCAGCACUUUACAUAGUUUUGGAGGUUUUGGAAAUGGUUGUGGAACGAAAGAGCAGUGUGCAGAACUCGUGUUGAAUAAUAAUGCCAGGAUUCAGUGGAAGCGUUGUCAGCACUUAAUUAUUGAUGAAAUUUCAAUGAUAGAUGCGGAUUAUUUUGAAAAACUUGAAUAUGUUGCCCGAAAGGUUAAAAAGAACGAUAAGCCUUUUGGCGGCAUUCAGUUGGUAAUCACAGGCGAUUUUCUGCAGUUACCGCCGGUAACGAGUGGUAGCGAAGAGAAAAAAUUUUGUUUCAUGUGUGAGGCAUGGAGUCGUUGUAUUACGGAAACGUUUUUACUUCGUCAGGUUAAACGACAAAGUGAUGAUACAUUUAUCAAAAUUUUGGAGCAAGUUCGUGUUGGACGGUAUGGUCUUAAUUUUGAAAGUUUUAUGGUUUCUGACUUCUCAGAUUCCGGUGUUAUGCCAACUCAUCUGUGUACUCAUGCUGCUGACGUCGACCUUAUCAACGCGAACCAGCUAAAGGCUUUGUCUGACUCGAAAAGAUUUUUGGUAGUGAAGAGGUUAUCGUUGAAAAUUGGUGCCCAGGUUAUGUUGAUCAAAAAUCUUGAUCUUUCUCGAAGUUUGAGUAAUGGGUCACGAGGUGUUGUGAAAAGUUUCUCGUCGAGAGGUUAUCCGAUUGUUAAUUUUUUGGCCCCAGACUCUAAUGAACAUUUUAGAUUUCAAGUGAGGGUACCAGGCUUUGAAGAGCCGCUUGUACGUAUACAGUUACCCCUGCAACUGGCUUGGGCCUUGUCUAUACAUAAGUCUCAGGGUUUGACGCUUGAUGCAGUUGAGCUGUCACUGUCUCGAGUUUUUGCCGAUGGUCAGGCUUACGUUGCUCUCUCUCGCGCUCGCUCUCUAGACUCUGUACGCUUACUAGAUUUUAACCCAACUUCUAUUCGAGCCAAUGCAGACGUUAUGAAGUACUACGAGAGACAAGUGAGUUGGUCAAUUGCAGCGGCUGCUAAUAAAUUGGUCAAAUUGCAUUACUCUUUCUAA
Messenger RNA from Enterobius vermicularis (human pinworm), 1713 nucleotides. Lineage: Eukaryota; Metazoa; Nematoda; Chromadorea; Rhabditida; Oxyuridae. The record is from the annotation of a GenBank genome assembly.